UUACCAAUUGCCUGGCACUAUGCUAAGCCCUUUAUGUGUGUUCUUUCAUUUCUCAUCACAAUAACGCUAUGAGGGAUGGUAUUAUUCUCUCUUUUUCACAGAUGAGGCAACUGAAGUCUUUGCCUAAAUAAGGUCACAAACGUUUUCUCCUAUGUUCUCUCCUGAAAAUGUUCUAGUUUUAGGUUUUGCAUUUACAUCUAUGAUGCAUUUGGAAUUAAUUUUUGUAUGGUGUGAGUUAUGGAUGAAUGUAUUGAGAAUGGGUAGAAUCAGUCAUUAAGAGCGUAUAGAAUGAUACGUACAAAGGGUGGAUGGAACCCAGGAAAAAACAUAAAAGUCAAAGCUUAAGGAGGUGGGCAAAAAAGAUACAAGGCAUUGUCAGGGAAGUGCCAGGAAAAUUCUGAAAACCCAACACUGUGUACUAAGAUAAGCAUCAGGCCUUUGUCUUGGAUGAGGUCACUAGUGACCUUAGGAAGAGCAUUUACAGUAAAAACAAACCCUUCCGACAUUGGAACUAGAACCAACUACUCGACAGGAAUUUCCCUUGUGAAAGAAUUGGGGUGAGGUCUGAAAUCCGUGAGUACUCUGAAAGGUCACUUCUCUAGGCUCAGGAGGGACAUCCCCACACUGAGGAUGACUGAGGCAGACCCCAGUCACGCCCGUUGGGGUACUGUGGAAUUAGGUCUUGGGGCCACACCAGAGGAAUCACUGCCCUGCUGGGAAAUCAGAAUCACACUCACGGCCGCGCUGACCUCACCAGGGUCUAAACUACAACAGAACAAAAAGGCGGGAAGGGAGCUCUGCACUCGGGCAAUCAAUCCCAGGGCAAAGUAGGGAAGCCCCUCCUUUCCGCCUCCCCAUCAUGGGUCCGGAGCAGGGGAGGCGCCGGGCUCUACUUCCCAUCCUCGGGUCUCGCUCAGGGGCGAAGAGCUCUACUAGCACUCACCCGAUCCUAAGAUGGGGAUGUUGAAACCACUGGCUUCGUCCUUUUCCAGCAGCCACGCUGGGGGCUCUGGAUGGACACCCCACGACCUACUAACCUUUCGCCUCCCUACCCCAGCACCCAGCAGGUCACUGCUGAUCCAAGCCGGACCUGACCUCCCCGGCUAUCUCACCUACAGAAGUGAGUCGUAAAGUGUCGUAAAGGCGUCGGCGUUUUGCGGCGACCGUAAGUGAAGUCGGCGGCGUGGGUACUCGCUCGCACAACUCCGCCCCUUCGGCAGCAGCUUCUGCAGAAAGGCGGCAGUUAGCAAUUUGGAGAGGACAGGGACCCAACUUCAGUUCUCCCAACGGUCUCCCUCCCCCCUGGACUUAGAAAUGCUUUACCUGAUCGGCUUAGGCCUGGGAGAUGCGAAGGACAUCACAGUCAAAGGCCUGGAAGCUGUAAGACGCUGCAGCCGAGUGUAUCUGGAAGCCUAUACCUCUGUCCUUACUGUAGGGAAGGAAGUUUUGGAAGAGUUUUAUGGAAGAAAAUUGAUUCUUGCUGAUAGAGAAGAAGUGGAACAAGAAGCAGAUAAUAUAUUAAAGGAUGCUGAUAUCAGUGAUGUUGCAUUUCUUGUGGUUGGUGAUCCAUUUGGUUUUCAAAUGAACUUGGAGAAUAAAGCCCAUUGUCAGCUGUAUAAGUUUGGAGAGACAGUUUCUAUUGUUUUUUGGACAGACACUUGGCGACCAGAAAGCUUCUUUGACAAAGUGAAGAAGAAUAGACAAAAUGACAUGCACACCUUAUGCUUAUUAGACAUCAAAGUAAAGGAGCAGUCUUUGGAAAAUCUCAUCAAGGGAAGGAAGAUCUACGAACCUCCUCGGUAUAUGAGUGUAAACCAAGCAGCCCAGCAGCUUCUGGAGGUUGUUCAGAAUCAGAGAACACGAGGAGAAGACCCAGCAGUCACCGAGGAGACACUCUGUGUUGGCUUGGCCAGGGUUGGAGCUGAGGACCAGAAAAUCGCUGCCGGCACUUUGCAGCAGAUGUGUACUGUGGACUUGGGAGGGCCACUACAUUCCUUAAUCAUCACAGGAGGCAGCCUGCAUCCACUGGAGAUGGAGAUGCUAAGUCUGUUCUCUAUACCAGAAACCAGCUCAGAAUCCCAAAGCAUUGAUGGACUCUGAACAUGGACAUUUUCUAUUUUGGAUGUUAAUUUCAGUCAAUUUGUUAUAUACACAUUUGUAUAACAAAUUGAACAGGUCUUUGGUUUACCUAAUAAGUAUCGAACAGGUGACUAAAAAGAAAGAUGUUGACUCAAUAAUGUUUGGUUUCCUGAGGCAAUGAGUUUUUUCCCUCUUAUAUCAUCGGUUGUUGCUGGUAUUUGGCAGUUUUUCAGGAUGUAUACACAUGGAGCCAACCAAACUGGAAACUUGUAGAUAGACAACCAUAAACAGAGUCGUUUAAAAGCAGUUUUGCCUUAUGAACCCAGACUACACAAGGUGGAACUUUCUUCCUUCUUAAAAUGUCAGCUGUCCUGACUGUGUUGUCCUGACAGCAGUUGGUAUGAGUGCGUGUAAACAGAGGUGGGAAGAGUAAGUCCUACUUGCUUAAAGCUCAUCCGAGCACAUGCCACAAAAUGACAUCAUUCCGAAUUGCCUUGUCUUAUUUAGCUGACAUCCUAAUUAUGUAACUCAUAUUCUGUAUUUUGGAGGUUAUAUAAUUAUUGAAUUAUAAAUGUUCAGCCAACCAUGUACAGUUGCUCUUUGGUUUUAAAUAGCAACUUUCACAUCCUAGCUGACAACUGGAAAACUUUCUGACUACAAAAUAAAGAUGAACAAAAUUUAAGUUUGAAGACAAUAAUGGAUUAGUCAAGAUUCGUCAUAUCACUUAACUCAGUUAAUAUGCCACUAUAUAUGGAUGAAAGUAGUGACAUUUUUCUUACUCGUAAAUAACACUGCAUUUAUUCUGUUUCAUGACCACAGAGUUUUAUACUUUUUGUUCAUAACAGAAAUAGCUUUGUUACCCACUAGUUUAGUUGGUCUAACUCUGAGUGUUUCCAUAGCAUGAUCAACUUAUCUGACCCUUUUGCUCAGUAAAGUUGUUGGAAAUUGAACAGAUACUUCUCUACUUGCUGGGAGCAUCAGUUAGCAAGAGAUUAUUUUUUACUUAUUUCAUUUGAGAUAAGAGAUUUUUUAAUAUAUAUGAAACAUUCCAUUUUGUAUCUAUCGGACACAAAGAGGAGAGAGGUAAGGACAUUUAAGUACCAGUGCUGUAUUGUUUUCUCCUGAGGUGUUAAACCAAACUUUUAAAAAUUACAAAAUGAAGGACUUCUGGUUUUGGUAAUGGUGGAAUAGCUUAUAAUGUACAAACGCUCUCAGUUAUGAACUUUGGACAAAAUACCAUCGCUGUGUAAAGGCACUGGGGAGUGACCAAAAGCAGGCUGAGACCCGUUCGUACGUGGCUUUCCCCUCAGGGCAUCCCCAGUCGUCCUGGUGAAGGGCAGCUGGAAGGCAACAGGACAUGCAGUCUUACUGGCUCAGGUAGCAGAGGAGGUAGGGACUGCUAGAGAGGCUGUAAAUUGAAGGCGGAAAUCCCAGAAAUGAGGGUGGCACUGAGGGAGGAGGCUUUCAAUCUAUGUAAUUUCCUCUUAACUCUUUGGCUAACUCCUGAACUGUGCACGUGCAGAGAAGACUGCAGGGCACCUAGUGGAAAGGCACGGCCGAAACAGUAGAAAAGCUGAGCAGAGUCUGGUGCUCUAUAUUGCAAGAAGUCAGCGUUUCGAGUUUGAAUUCUGACAA
This is a messenger RNA of Hipposideros armiger (great roundleaf bat), 3714 nucleotides long. RefSeq names its product diphthamide biosynthesis 5 (gene DPH5). The record is from RefSeq and is a predicted model, not a curated record. Gene Ontology annotation, biological process: protein histidyl modification to diphthamide. Bases 1315 to 2100 code for a protein of 261 amino acids. The transcript is spliced from 8 exons. Gene Ontology annotation, molecular function: diphthine synthase activity. NCBI's taxonomy places the organism in Eukaryota, Metazoa, Chordata, Mammalia, Chiroptera, Hipposideridae.